AUGAAGAUUGAAGAAGAGUGUGGGGUUAUCAACCCCAACUGUACAGAAAUGGUUCGUUUCAAACUUGCCUUUUUUGGAAUUUUGCGAUGGGUUUCAGCCUCGCUCAUGCGUACAACUUAUUCUCGCAGUUAAAAAUGCGAAAACGACAGAACAGUUCAUCCGAGAAAUCGAUAAAGGACGAGAAACUCAUGCGGUCAUGGGAAAGGUUUCAUUCGAAAAGUUUUUUAGACAUACAACUUAUUGAUUUUUAGACCGAACUGUGUCGCUGGGUUGUAGUUCUGAAUCGUUGCGAUGAAGUUCUAGAAAAAGCUGUUGUAAAGGUGAAUUUUUCAAGUUGUAAUUUGGAGGAACAAUUGGGAUUAUUUUCAGGAUGAAGUGGGGCAAAUGCUCUGUGAUCGAGACAUGGAAAUGCGCAAAUUCACGAUCUCAGUUCUUCGAUUCACAGUCCUUUUGUUUGAAUCAACAUCUUCGCGUCGAGUUUAUCGCAGCAUGGAUGUCAGUUUUCAAAUUUUUCACUUCAAUUUUGAUUUCAAUUCUUUCAAAUUAAUUUUCAUUUUGAAUGCUUUAGUUUUGACAUGAAAAAGGGGUCUAUUUAUCGAAGUUUUUCGAGUUUUUUAUUUUCAUUUCGUACAGUUUUUCGAGAUGUUUUUUACAAUAUUUGAUUUUUUCUUUGUUUCCAUUGAUUCUGAUCCUCAUUAAAUGCUUUGUUUUGUCAACCGAGAAAAAUCACUUCGAUUCUUGUUCUGCAUUUCGUCUACUGAACCUAGCAAAAAAAAGAAUAGGGGUUUUUGUUGAACUUCAUUUUUUUGUAGUAAAAAAAUUGUUACAGGGUAUUUUUCAAAUUUAUCAUUUUAAUUUCGUAAAGUUGAUCUUUUUUUUUCAUUUUUUCAAUGAAUCUAAUUGUCCUUCCUAAACCUCUUCUUUCUUGAAUUUUUUUCAGUGCCAAGAUUCCUUCAAUUUCAUUUUUUAAAAAAUUGCGAAAGCGAGUUUAAAAGCACACAGGAAAUGAUUUUUAGCCUCGAAACUUUUGAAAGUUUUUCUAUCCUUUAAAAGUCUCAGCAAGUUUUUAAACUUGAACAUUUUAUCUUGCAAUAUUUCUGAAGAUGAUUUUGGUUGGUCCCUUUUGAACUUUUUUUACAAUUCUGAUUCCAAGCCAAUUUUCUUCAUUUUCCAGCGAGUUCUCGCUUUGCUCGAAACCCAAGACAUGGAAAUGCUGGCCGAUGUCCUUCGACUCCUCCAAACAAUGGGAAAAAGAUCGAAAUAUUUGAAUCAAAGACUCUGCCCAAGUGAUCAAUCAACGCUUGUGCACAGUUUGACCGCCAUUGCUCAGGUUUUUUCUUUUUAUUUUGAUUUUAAUACAUUAUUUUGACGUUUCAGUGCUGGGGCGGCAAACUUCGAUCCGUCAAAAUGGCUGAAUGUGUCAAGGAGAACGUCAAUUUGCCAGCUCUUUUCCCGUUCACCUACACGGAUUCGUUCUCUCGGCUGAUUUCCAUCACAAAGCCCGUGGUUAGUUUGUGAAAUCUUAUGGAGUGAAAAACCAAAAUUUUUUGAAUGCUGGGAAAAUUUUAGUGGCCACUAUAGGGUUUUGACGUUUUAGUGGCCUCUAUAGUAGUCAAGUUAGUGGCCACUCGAGGGGUUAAAAAUUAGUGGCCCCCUAUAGAGAUCUAAGUGCUACUACUAGACCCCUAAAAAUUUAAGUGGCCACUUUAGGGGUCAAUGGAUCAACAUAACUGAUCAGAUCUGUUUUUUUUUUAAUUAUCAGAGUUACUGGAAGGAAUACUGGGUGAAAAACUACUGAAGUGGCCACUAAAACGGAAAAUACACUAUAGAGGUAGGUUUAGUGGCCACUUUAGUGUCUUACGUUUUGAAAAAAAAAAAUCUUAUCUAUGAUUGCCUGCUGUUUUUUUUGUACGUGACUUGAACGAUAGUAAAAGUACUUUGAAAAAAAAAACACUCGAAAUGAGAUAUUAUUUGUUGCAGGAAGGCGAAUGCAUCGCCGCUCUGGUGGAACGGAUCAGCUCGGCGACUUCCGGAACCAACCAGACGUCGAGGGCCUCGACGCCAUCGAAAGCGACGACGUCGCAGAACGAGUCGACGAUCCUGGCCGGCAGCCCGCAGCAGACGUCGAUGGCCGCAGAAGACCGCUACUACCUCUUGGCCGUCGUCCGGAUGCUCCAGGGCUUCGAGGAACGCCAACAUCGCGUCCGAUGUCUCGUCGCCCGUCUGCUGGCGGUUUCUACGCUCAGUGAGUGUUCGUACUAGAAUCUAUUGCUUUCUGUCGUGUUUUGUGCUGAAAAAACAUUCUGACUGCCUUUUUACGUUCUGGAAAAUAUCGAUUUCAAUAAACUUUAUAAGAAAGCUCUAUAUUUCACUCAUUUCCAUGUAGAAUUAAAGAUUAAUGGCAAUAUUUCACAAUUUUUAUUGAUAAGGUCUUAGGCAUGAACGUUCAAGUUUCAAACAGGUACUGCCGCGAAACGCAAAAUUAUCUCUGACUCUCCAAAAUUUAGUUAUCUUUCCCACUCUCUGACGCCUAUUUCGAAAUUCAAGGAAUCCCUUUGAAAACGGCAUAAUCUCUAAAUUUUUUCUUGGCUCUCCGGAUCUUUCAGGCUGGAAAAGUUGAAAAGUCCUUUAAUUUCACGCUGAGUAGACGUUCAUGCAUAUGACUUUUGGUUAUGAUAAACUUUUUUAAAAGAAAAUCGGAAUUAAAUGUAUUAUUUUGCAGUUUAUUGCCGCUGCCAACCGGAUGACACCAGCCUCGGCGCGCUCCUUUACACGGGAUUCGUUGAAGAACUCGUCGCCCUGUUGAAGACCGAAAAGUGAGCUUCAUUCUGUUGACAGAUUUUUCGUAGCUUGAAAUAUCUGAAGGAAAUUAUUUCCAGAACUAUUGUUUAGAUUACAUCCCGCCCCUAGAAGCUGAACCACCUUGUAAAUCUUGUUUAGACAGUUAUUGAGCAUUGGAAACUGACGAAUUCUAAGAAUAUUGAACUCUAAAAAAAACUCAAAAGAUUUUUUUUUUGCGUUUGUGCAGGUCAUUCCCCUUCAAAACUAGGAUAUUGAAACGUUUGCCAGAACUAAUAAUUUGAAUUUUUAUAGGAACAUGAAGAGAACUAUAAAAUCUUACUAUAAUAACUAUAAAAAUAUAAAAUCAUAGAAGGACUUUAUUGAGAAUUGUUUGAGGUAUUCAUGAUUUAAAGCGUUCUAGAAAUUUUUUUCUGAGGAUUUAUCAUAUAUUUUCCCGAAAUAAGGACUGCAUAAGUAUGAGCUAUCUAAUUUUUUUCACAGGUCCUCGGACACUCGCGAAGAAUCGGCCAUGCUCGACACGAUUCACGCCGAAGCCUUGUCGACCCUUUGCGCCAUCGUGACCCUCGAGAAAGAACAAAGGUAAAGAUGGGCUUUGAUUUUUACAAAAAAAAAACCCUCCAAGUGUGAAAAAAAAUUGUAUUUUCCCGUCGAAAUCAAAUAAUUUUUUCAUUUUCUAAUUUCCAAAUUUUUCGGCGAAACGAUGAAUCUACACAUGAUAGACGUUUUGAUGGUCGCAAUCAGUUGAGGUUUUUUUCCUUACAAGGCUUUCCUGAGAAAAUAUGGACUAUACAGUUCAACUUUAGUUUUUCUUUCACUUGAACUUCUUCUAUCUUCUGUAAGCAAAACUUUCAAAUGCUUUAUUAAAGAACCCAAAUUAUUUUUCUUAUUUCCGACCCGUCAGCCGGAUCAACCAGAUCCUGGAGGCCCUGUCGGCCGGAUCCUACCAUGGAUUCCUGUCGGUCCUGACGCGGCAGAUCGUCCACGAGCUCAAGAGCAACGAACUCGGCAAGCCGGGCAAACCCUCGAUCGCCCUCUCGACGGCCCUCUUCUCCUUCAUCUACCACCUCGCCAGCAUCGAACCCGGGGGUAGUUGGCGCGCGUCUCUCCAUUAUCCGAAUGAUCCGGUCGACUUCCAGGAGAAACUUUGGUCGCCAGCGGCCUCACCCAGACUCUCCUCAGUGUCAUCGCUCAUCACGAUCUUCCCAUCGAGCUGAUCACUUUUGGAACCAGGUAUGUUAAUAUAGCGUACGUGGGCUGAGCUCAAUAAGCUCAGAAGGUUUAGGUUUAAAAUAAGGAGUAUAACAUAUCUUUGAGCCCAAGGGAUAGUGCUAACAAGAAUGAAAAAGGCUUCAACCCCGGGGAGGUCAUGAUGAAUUCAGUUUAACGAAAUUAUUGAAAAGAAAAGUCGCAUGUAUGCUGUUUCCAAGGGUCUGUUUCUUCUUUUUCAGGAAAAUGAAGGAAGAAAAAAAAAGGUUUUCAGUGCUUUUUGUCAUUUUCUUGAGGUUUAACUACUGAUAGAUUUUUAAGAAAUCGCGAAAGUAGGACAAUUUCUCAAGUUUGAACGAUUUUUAAAAUAAGAAGCGUCAUUUUUUCUACAAAAGCCCAGUAGAAAAAAAAUGCAUAGUAUUGCGAUUCUGCAGUCCCUUGAAAUCAAAGUUCUGUCGUUUUAGAAAGUUUGAAUCUUGUAGCUUCAAAAGCAUUUAUGCUGAAUUUUUUGUUGCGAAAUCGCUCUAUGGUAGAAAAAAGUAGAAGUAGAAUUUGAACUUGCGUACUUUCACGGUUUUUUGAGCGUUCGCAGGCCGUAAAAAAAGAGAGAAAAAAAAAAAUGGUGACGGGCAGGUGGGAACGGCGCGCGGCUCUGUUUCUGAGUCACCGCGUUAGAAAUUUUGCAAGACCGUGCAGUUGGAAGAGACAAGGAAAAAAAAAGGCGGCAGAUGUCGAAGAGUGGUCUCGACAUUGAAGGGAUCGUUCUUUUUUAGAGGCUUCCUAGAGACGGGGGAUGGGAAAAAUUUAUAUAUAAACUGAGACCGUAAGAGAUAAAGGGGUAAAUGGCUUUCUGUCAUUUUUCUGACAAUAGAGAGGACUUGGAAUUGAUUUAGACUUUUUCUGAUUUAUCAAGGUUUUAUAAAAAGAGAUUUAUGUAUUGAAUCGUAAAUUUCGACCUUUUCUGAUGUAACAAGGUAUUAUACUGAAAAGGCUUCAGAAAAUGUUUCCCUGACCUUUUCGUAUUUCACAACGAGUUUUAACGUUCUUAAAAAGUCAAAAAUAUCUGGAAAAAAAAUUCAAAAAGUUUCCUUAGAUGCGCUCGAAUCAUCGACCUUUUUACGACAAUCGACGUCGCUGCAUUCCGAAACAACAAUGGAAUGGAGAUUUGCAUCAAUCGCGUCGUGGUAAGGAAUUUUAUGAAUAAAAUAAUCCUUUUUUUACCAUUUUAUGAGCACUGAGGCAUUUAGAACAUCCCAAUUUGUAUAAAUUCUUUGUUCAGUACGAAGUCGACCAGUGCCGAAAAGAACAGCCUUUCAUGAUCGACGUCAGCGAAGAUCGCUCCUUCGAAGGAGAACCUGACAGAAAUCCCCCGAAUCCCAUCGCCGCAGGAGACGUGGCCGCCAUGGAGACGUCAGAGUCUGGAACCGAGAAGAAGGAAGAAAAAGAGAAGGAGAAGGAGGAAAGAACUCCCGGAGGACCUUACAUCACGGCCCCAAGGACCGGCCUCACCUGCCAUCAGCAAAGAUCUGGCCUCAUCAAAGGCCUGCUCACUUUCGUGAAAAGAGCCAUCCAGGAUCCCCAGUUCCAAGACAGCAUUCAGCAUUGUUAGUUUUUAAGUAGUGCUUUUAGAGAAAAAGCUUUAAGAACUCUGAAAAUUGAACACAAGUUGAAGCUUUUCUUUUUAUACAAGGAAGUUGUCUUUGUUCCCAGUAGUGGUUAGAAGAAAGCUCUUAUAAUUUUUCAAAUUGAACAUAACUUGACGUUUUCUACUUUUUUUUUAGGAAAGGUGAGUGCAUUAAAGAUAGCAGUUAUAAUUUUUAGUUUUUGAGGUGGUUAAAAAAGUUCCGAAAAUGACAAAAUUGAACAGAAAUUCUACAUUUAAGAAUAAAAAAUCGCUUGGUGGACUGAAAAAAAAAACGGGUGAAAUAAGAGCUUUUAGGUUAAUUUAUUGAGAGCGUUUUGGGUAUAGAAAAAAGGAAUCUUCCUUCGAAUUGCCAAAAAAAUAACCAAAUUCUGAGUUUAGCGAUAUAAAAAGGAUGUAAAAACAAGAAAAUCGAAGGCCAAUACAGAGCUGAUUCCGAGUUUCAAGAAAUCUGCUUUAUGUGGACAUUUUCAGUGAUGGACGGAGGCCUGCCCGAGGCUCUCAUGCACAUUUUAUCGAACGCCGAAUAUUAUUCGCCUUCUCUUUUCCACCAAUCGGCUCAACUGAUCACCAAUUUCGUCUACGACAAGCCAGAGCAGCUAUCUGCUUUGCAAGAACGUCAUGUGCCGUUUGUCAUGCUCCAGAGUCUGUUGAGGAAGGAGGUUUAAUGGAAAAAAAAGAGUGAAAGAAGAAGAAAAACGAGAUUUUAGUUGCCAAACUCCCGUGAUAUCAUCGGUCAUAUGGGAUCCGUUUUCGCGGCCCUUUGCAUCAAUGAACGCGGUCUCAGACAGUUCCAGGUGAUUAUUAGGAGGAAAAAAAUUGAAUUUUCGAGUGACGUUUAUGUUGAAAAUAAAGGAUAAGUUUGCGCGAAAUUUGCCCUUUUUUUUGAAAAAAAUGGGACAUUUUUCUCUGCAAAAAAAGACUUAUUGGUUCACUGCUCAAAAAUUUUUUUUAAUAUUGUUAGAAAAAGAAAAAAAGAUUUUUUUCUUGUUCAGCUUGUUCAAUGGAAAUAUCAAGGUUUUUCAUAAAUUUCAUUAUCUUUCUUCUUUCUAAGAAUUUAAUCAUUUUGACCCUUAAUUUUAGUAUUUUCUGACCAACUAAGCUUCAUACAAGAAAGUUUCAAAAAGAGACUUCAAAAAGUUCAAGAAAAAAAACCUGUCAGUUCCUUACUAAAUGAACUUUAAAACAUGUUAUACGCGAUUUUUUUAAGCAUGUGAUCAUUUCAAAUCAUUUUUCAGUCUUAUGAGCCGUUCGACCAAAUAUUCCGCACGAUGCUCAGCGUCAAGUUCCUCGUGACCAUGAAAAAGAAGAGAACGGAAAUGAGUAAGAGAAACAGAAGGAAUAUAAAUGAAGACCUUUUUCUUGCAGCGGACACCGCCCAAACGAUAGGAACGGCUCUGGGCGAUCUGUUGAGACAUCAUCCGGUUUUGAAGAAACUGAUGCUCAAUUCGAUGAAUAAGGUGGGAAAAAUGGUUGACGACGCUCUGAAAAAUUAUCUUUAAAAAAGUUUAAUUUGUACAAAAAAACAAAAAAAUCAAAUUUCGAUUUUUUUUGCAAAAAUUUUUGAGGAUAAAUUUCCUUCAUUUUAAUGAUUUUUUUGAUCCAAUUUCUGAAAAAAAGUUAGAAAAAAAUUGGGUGACGAUACGAGACAAAAAGGAGAUUUUGAAAAAAAUCAGCGAAUUUCAAGAUUUUUUUCAAAAUUUUAAAGCCGAAUCUUCAAAUUGGACCUUUUCCCUGAUUGCCCUCAAAAUUUUUACCAUCAAUAUGUAUUUUUUUAAGUAUUUUUUUUUCGAGGUGCGGCUGGAAGCGCUUUAAAAAAAUUUCUGUUUCUCCAUUUAUUCAGAAAAUUCCAAGAAGUAGUCAUAGGUCAUAUCAAUAUUAAGAAGAAAAAGGAUCUUAACGCUUUGAAAAUUUAGAAAAAAAACAGUCAUUGGCUUGAGAAUCGCGAAAAAGUCCAAAAAAAAACAAGUUCAGGUUCUGGACCACCUCCUGGAGAUCGGCAACGACCCUCCGGCGAACACGGAGAUCGUGAUGGCGUUGGCGAAGCAGACGGCGCGAAGCAUGGCUCGCUGCGCGGCUCCCACUGGAUGUAUAAACGAUCUCCCCACCAACGAGUCAACCCUUUUUCCUUCGACAGCAACGACGUCGACGUCGACGACCGGCGCCGCGACCAACGCGACGUCUUCGGCGACGGCGACCCGCGCCUCCGGUUCCUCAGGCAUGCGCGCCUACACGCGCUACCAAGUCGCGAGGGGCCAGCAGCACCCCCGGCCCCAGCAGUCCCAUCAUCAUCACCACCACAACCGAAUCCAUUUUGCCGCAUUUUGUAAGCGCUCCUUGAUGUGCAGAGCAGACGCACGCGUGGGAAUGGCUUCGUUUCAAGAAAAAAAAUCUCCAUGUCAAAAACAAGUUGGAAAUGCACGCGAGAAGCACCGCGUGGAAUGGCUUUGUUUCAGAAAAAUCAACGAGCCAAAAAUUUUAGAUUGAAAAAACUUUCUCUUAGAAUGAAAAAAAUUACACAAGUGGGCUUUGUUUCAAAAAAAAAUCUGAAAUUGCACGUGUGAAGUAAAAAUUAUGACUUUAUUUGAAGAAAAAAAUCUGAAAUGCCCAGAAAUAAGUUCAAAAAUCUGUAAAAAAAUUAAGCUUAAAAUUUCAAAUAUUUUUUUCGUUUUAAGUUUGGCACGAAUCGCCAUUUUCGCGUGCACCUGCUGAAGAAGUGAUGAAUCGAUUCUAAUUGGCUUUUUUUUUAUUAUUAAUGGAAAAUAGACCUGAUUAGAAAGUCAAUUUAGUCGGUAACCUUUUUCUCUCGCUCCAGCUUCUCUUGAAAACUGAUCCAAAAUCAAAGAUCUCAAAAAUAAUAGAAGCGAGGCUGAAAUUUUGGAAUUUCGAACUGUUCGCAGAGUUUUCUGUUUUCCCUAUCAAAGUUCUCGAAAUCAGAAUUAGGUCCUGUUUGAAUCGAUUCAUCAGUUCUCGUUUUUGCGUUUUUCGUUGUGCUGGUGGUAAGUGUCGUGCUGUGCCUUUCUCUUCUUGGUUGUGCAUCAAACUCAAUAUUUUCUCUUUUUCUUCAUUUUGACGUUUCAGUGGAACCCGUGGUCGACGAACCUCCACGGCCCGUCGUCCAGGAACCUUCUCCGAGCGCUGCCGCUGAAGUCGAAAUGGUAAGAAGUUUAGGGAGUUCGAACGAAAAUCAGAUAUUUAAAAACAUUGAAAUCGAAUCUAGAGUUUUUAUGAGUUAUCAGCAUCUUCAACACUAAAAAAGACAAUAUCAUAAGAUUAUAAAAUCAAGUUUGGUCAGUUUUUCAACUCGAAUUUAUUCAAUUCUUCAACUUGAAGGCCCAAGAAGAUAACUCCAACGCUCUGAUGGAAGACGACGAGGCCUCUGACGUAGAUGAAGACGAGAUGAGCAUGGACGAGAUGACGUCAGAAGUCUCGACUGUGAAUCCGCCGUCGAGAGCUGAAGAGACGUUGCCCGUCGAUUCGCCAGUCGAAAAGUCCUUGGCCGAGAAGGAAAAGCGCAUUCAUGCGCAGCUGGUGCGUUAGAAAGUUUGAAUAUUAUGUUCAUUUUUGAUCAAUCAGUCGAUCAAUCAAUUAAACAGAAUUAUAAGGAACAAAGCGAUGCAAUGAACCUUUGAGAACAAUAAAAAAAUAAGAUUAUUGGUACAAAAGUAAGAUUUGAUACGUUUCAAUGGACUAGAGUACUUUGAAAGAAACUUAUGGAUAAUUUUUCAACCAUAGGUAAAAAGUUUUAGUCAGGUUCCUGUUUAAAAACGCCAAAAUGUUUUUUUAAAAAAACUAUUUGCUUUUUCAAUUGGUCAUUGAAAUGAUAUUUUGAAGUCUGGUCUCAUAAUCACGUCAGUUUUGUUUUUUUUUUUUCUGGAAAGUGGUAUCAAAACGAUCUUUUUCUUGUAAGAAUUUGUUUAGCUCGCCUGUAUAGUGUUUUAUGAGGCCUAAAAAGGCUUGAAAAAAAAAUUAGAAUUAUUCGAGAAGUUUCCGAAAAAAGUAGAAGCCCAUGAUUUUUAUGAAAAAGUUUUUUUUUGAGGUUUUCACUUAAGCUGUGAUGAUUUUUGAAAAUAUACUGUCAAAUUUCCGAUGAUUUUGAAAUUUCUAGGGCUUGGACAUGGACUGCGACGAUGAGAAUGGCAAAAGAAUCCUGCCGCUGGGCGAUUAUAUGCUGAUCGCUGCUAAGGUUUGUUUAAAAAGAAAAAAAAUAAAAUUUUAUUUUUGUCAGGUAAAAAGAGAUAAGGCAGUAUUUUUCCAUGGUGUGUAUCUAUAAUUUUUUCGUAAAAGGGUUGUGACGUAGUUUUUCAGAUUUUUCUGUCAGAUGUUUAUUUUUGCUUUGAAACGAGGGAUCUUGAGAAUAAUGACAUUAGAAACGACUUUGAAAAAAUGAAUGAAGAUGCAAAUUUUAUUAAUUUACGCGUAAAAUCUUAUAAAAUCUGGAAAAUUGAAGGCUUAGAGGGCGACCUUUUCAGAAAAAAAAGAGUUAUGGAAAGAUCUUAUUUGUUUCUUUUUCCAGAUCCUGGAGACGUUGCUCGCUCAACAGACGGCUUCCGAAAUGGCCGAAGACCUAAUCCAAUCGUCGGGAAUCGAGAAACUCCUGGCCCUCUGCCAACUGAGAUGCCUGAACACGGAAAUCGCGCACAGCUCCUUCUCCCAAAGCGUCGCCAACAUCAUCAAAUCGAUCGCCCUUCAGCGGAACAUGAACUCGGCCGAGCAGCUGAUGAAGUCCGUCAUGAACUCGUUCGUCCAGACCAUCUCCCCGGUCCUGAAACAACGCGCCUCUCCGACGACCUCCGACGACGCUCCCAGCGCCUCCCUCCUCGUGCAUCUCAAGGAAAAGACCAUCUUCGACUCCCUCAACAACCUCAACAACAUCAUGCCCGUCCUGAUGACCAUCACCAAGUGCACCCUCGGAGGACAGUUCGCCAUGGAAAUGCGCAACCGCGUCUGGGACACCUGGCUAACGGAAGACGGCAAGAAGCUCUACAUGUGGAUGCGAAGAGUGCGUUUUUUCUAGAGAAUAGCGGAGUUGGGACCAUUUAACCCAUGAGAAGUUGUAGAAGACAUUAGAAUACAAAAGAAAAAUGAAGAAAUCAGUUUGUAGUCUCAAUUUCUUUUGAAAAAAAUUCAGUUUGGGUGGAAACGGCUCUUGUAGAAAAACUGUGUGGGAAGAAAAAGUGAUUAAAAAUUGAAAAAAAGAGCGAAUUUGACUUGUUUACCAUAACCUAUUAGUUGGAAAAAAAGGUUGACUUCGGGUUAAAAUAUUCAUGAAAUAGAACAUUUUUCCUUUUUGCACAAUCGGCAAUUUUUUUUUUUUUGUCAAUUUUUGAAACAAAUAAUUUCUAAGAGUUCCUAUUCGAAAUUUUUUUAAAUAAUACAGACGCCAGAAUAAGUAAAUUUACAGUCUUCGAAUAUAAUUCUGAAUGUGGUUUUUGCCAUGUUACUCCCGUUUGAAAACUGUUCGAGAGCUUUUUAUCGGAAGUAUCACUUCAAUAUUUUCUGUUUUAUACAUUAUUUUAGAGUUUUUUUGUAAUAUAAAGAAGAUGAGAAAAAAAUGUUAUGUAACCGAGUAUUUUUUCCAGCUUUCUCGCAUGUUGACCUGGGAGACGGCGUUGAUCCGCGUCGUGAAACCGAGUAUCAGAACGACGGCCACGCAAACCGAUCCCGGAGAACUCAUCACCAUCGGAGAUCAUAAUGAAGCGGCUGCCGCAACUGACACCAGCCUCGAACAUGCCAUGGAGUUUGUCAAAUCUCCCUUUCCUUGGGAAAAAGAUUUUUCAGCACCACAAACGCCGAUAAUGAGCCUCUGUACUUCUCGCCGUUGGUCUCCUCGACGCCCAGGGCCAAGAGCAUCUCCGACACGACCUCCGUCGCCGCUGAAUCCAAAUCUCCAGCUUGGAUCGCCGCUGGAAUCUCUCCGGUAUGCGUUGGAAUCAACUAGAGGAUACAAUCAAAAAAUAAAAAAAUUAUUUUUAACGGAGAUUUUAUACUUUAAAUAGAUUCUGAGGUUUGAUAAUGAGAGUGAAACAGUUGAUUUUCGAGCGAAAAAAUUAACACGAAUAUUUACGCGAAAAGGGAGAAAUUGCGUAAAGAAAAUGCUUGUACGUGUUCUGUAGUAUUUUUGCUCCAAACUAGCUAAAAAUUAAGAUUCCAUUUUUUCCCCCAGUUUUUCCCCCGUCAAGUGAAAAAAACACCUUUGAAAAACAUGACUAAAAAACUUUUUUUGCUCCUGGUUGAACUUUCAAACACAACAAGAAAAAAAAAGUCUUGGAAUAAAUCGUUUUUUUGAGUUACACUUCAGAAGCUUGAAAUAGCGCUUUUUUGUCAUUAUUUUCUUAUUUUGCAAGCUUUGAAGCUUCACAAUUCGAGAAAAAAAAAAUGCUUUUUCUCUUGUUCUGGAAUCUGGAGGUCCUGAAGUACUAUUCAGAAAACAAUUUCAUCAAAAGAUCAACUGAGGGCUCAAAAACUUUUUUCAAAGAGAAUCGAAUCUAUUUGCCAAUUUUCUCAAACCUCCCUUUCAUUAUUUGAAUUUUCCAGGAAGAAAACGCCUUCUGGAUCCAAAAUAAGAACGUGGCCGACCUGGUCAUCCGCACCGGAAAAACCUUGUCCGACCUUUUGAGCCUGCUCUCCCGAUCGAUUUUCGGCACUUCCAACCGCCGGACUCGUCGUCAAGGCGACACCACCCAGCCUGUUUUGAGCUCAAAUGAUCCCGCUAAGUAUGAAGAAACGAAUAUAAACUUUUGAAAAAACCAAAAUUUUCUUAGACUCCUCGCCAAGAUGAUCUUCACCUCGAUCUACACCGAUCUGAAGUGGCGCAGUCCAACGGGAGCCGGCAAUAAUCCGAUGGAAUACGCGAGAUUGACCGAAUUACUGGCCCAACUGUCGACUUCUUUGUUCGACGACCGCGGAAAGGCCGCCAGCGUCUCGAUGAUCCAGUGGUUCUACAGCAGUGGAUGUCACAAAGCCUUCUACGAACUGUUGAAGGAUCGAUUGAUUCCCGCUUUGGAGAAUUCUGAGCUUCAAGGUGCGGGUUUGGACGAGAAAAUGGGUGAAAAACCAGAGGGAAAUCGUCUCAGAAAGCUUUAUGAAAUGCUGAAAAUGCUCUAUGGACUUUUCUUUUAGCGAGAAAAAUAAUUCAAACUCUGAAAUUAUUUUUCCAAAUCGAGCUUUGAAGGGAAGGUUCAGAAGAGAAAUUGAGGGAAAAACAUGAAAUUUUGGAGUAGAAUCGGCUCAAAAAUUCUUUAAUUUCAAACAAGAAAAAAAUAAUCUUCAUCUUUUCAAGCUCUUAAGGUUUUUUUCAAAUAUGAGCUUCAUAGAAUGAAAAAUAGACAAGAAAAAUGGGAAGAAAAACAUUGAAAUUUGGGAAAAAAAUUUCGAAGAAAUUCGGCUCAGAAAGCUUAAAAAAUACGGCUUCAGUAGACGUUUUUCGAAAACUAAAAUAAUAUUCAUCAUUUUAGUCUUUGAAAUUCAUGUUUUUUUUUCAAUCUGAUUUGAGGAGAAGACGAGAAAAAAAAGAAAUCAGCUCGGAAAGCUUCUAAAAAUAUGCAGCUCCAGAAGGAUUUUUAAAGCAAGGAAAAUUGCCUCUCGAACUUUUUUUUCAAUGCUGCUUUGAAAUGAAGAUACAGGAAGAUUUCAAUUUGUCAAAAAAUGUCCCUAUUUUUCAGUGUUUUCUGAUGCUAUUUGAGCUUCAAAGGGCUGAUUUGGAGAAAAAAUCUGGACUGGAAUAGAUUUUUUUCAACUCGGAAAAAAGAUCAAGCCGUGAAAUUGUUUUCAGGAGGCCUCGAAGAAGUUUUGCUGGAAUGGUGCCGUUUGGCUGGAAAGCUGGCGAAUCGUCAGAACAUGCUCGCGGCAACAACUGAAACCGACGCGAGAAGUGCCGGAUACCGCCGGAAUAUGUUCGGAAUCAACGGAGAAUUCGACGUCAACAAGUACCUGAGCUUGGUGUAUUAUGUGAGGCCAUCGACAAGCGUGAAAUCCAAUUUCGGAACGGUUCCAGGACCUUUUCAACUCGUUCACUCUGCUCUUCGAGAAGUUGCUCUCGAGCGAAUUGGAACUCGCCAAUUAUCAAAGCAUCUGCGAAGUGUCCAUUUCCGUCUUCAAGGAGGUUUGCAAGAGAAAGAGAUUGAAAAAUUGUUCAAGAGAAUUCCUUCCUUUUUUCUGGGAAAUUUAGAGUAUUUUAGUUUUUAUGAGCCUGUUUAGUUGAUUUUUGAGAAGGAGCUCAUUACAAGGGUUAUAAUUUUUGUAGGGAAUAAACCGAAAUUUUUGCUAGAAGUUUGGAAAAAUUCAGAACUUCAAUUGAACUGUAAUAUGGGAAAAUAUAAAUUAAGAAAGGUUCUAAAAAUUCAGAAAUAGGACAUUUUUGAUUCGAUAUUUUACUAAAUUUUCACGCAGAAUAAGCUUUUUUUCAGAUUUUUUUUAUGUGUCUUCGUUUGUUUUUUCAAACCUUCUCAUAAUCAAAAUCUCUCAUAAAACCUGUAAAAGAUGAAUUUUCUCAGUCUUACUAUUUAAAAAUCGAUUUCAAUCUUUCUAUCAAAAUGAAAAUUUGAUGGAGAAAAAACAAAUUGAGUGAGAAGUUCGCUUUUUCCAUACUUUCUUCAAUUCCACAUUCAUUUAGGUCGCUCCAAACAUGGUGCCGGCCAAAAAACACGUGACGAUCGAAGAAAGAUCGGCCCCAACGGCUGCGGAGAACAGCGAACAACAGCAACAGCGCCAAUGCCUCAUCGACAUGGGAUUCACGGACGAUGAAGCCGUCGAGGCUCUCUCCGUCGCCCGCGGAAGCGUCAGCGAAGCGACUGAGAUCCUCCUUGCUGUUCGUUUUGUAGAGUGUCACUUGAAAAAUGACUAGAAAAAGGAGGAAAGGUUACGAAAAUCAAGAAGCGGAGGAAAAUUUGAAUGGAUCUUCCAAGAAAUCAUGUUUUGUUUGACGAACAAGGGAGCUUUUCGAUCUUUAAAAGCCACCCACUUGAAAAACAAUGUUUAUUUUUCUGAAAGCCUAUGAAUUUUUUUGUUCUUUUGCUCCUUCACGAUAGCUAAGAAUAUGGUGAAGGUAAUCGAAAAAAGUAAUUGUAGUAUUUCAAGUUUCACGUGAUGCAAGGGGAAAAAAGAUGAACGCCUUUUUUUGUUAGUUAUAUCUUGUGCAAACGCAGCGAAACAAGCCUCGGAUUAUAUAAUUUUUAAAUAUUAUAAAAUAAUUAUAAAAUAAUUAUUAGGCUUUUUUUCACAAGGCACAGAAGGGUACAGUAGUCUCCUAUAUUAUAUAUAAUCUUAAUAUAAACAAUUUUUUUGAAAAAAAUGAGUUUCUCUAAGCCAAGAAGGAUCCAGUACUACUGGGUCGCAAAAAGAUGAUUAAAUUUAUUUUUUUUAUUUAUUCAAUUUCCAGUCACGAGAUUCUGCGGCCGCCGCUUCAAGCCAAGAAGGAUCCAGUCGACGUACUUUGCUCGACUUUGGUUUGAAUUAAUUGAUUUGAAACGUGUAUUUUCGAGUUUUUCAGUUCGUUCUGCGAAUCCGGAUGCCACUUUGCCCGACGAAGAAGAAGAAACCGUUGAUGCUCCUUUGAUUCCGCCACUUCGCGAACUGAGAAUUGAGGUGCGGAUUCUUGAAAAUCACGUCUUUAACUUUUCAGUGUUUAUUUUUUGGAUGGCUAGAGCAUUCCUCUGGAGUAAAGCUUCAAAUUUCGAGAUUCGUAGAAAAUAUCGAUCGACAAAGUUUGAUCUAUGAUGGUACAGUAAAGCUCGAAAAAUUACGAAUAUUUUAGAACCAAGGUCCUUUCUAGAAAUUCUUCUAAAACCUAACGUCUUCACAAGUUCCAUUCUUCAGAACGACGUUUCGGUCCACGCGACCUGCGUCCAAUUGAUGCCCCUCUGCAAACGGCUCAUGCAAAUCACGCCCGACCUCGUCUAUUCCUGCUCCGAUUUGAUCAUCAGCGUCCUUCCUUCCCUGGACAAAUCCUGGCGACGUGACCAGCUCAUCGGAAAAAUACUAACCCAAGAAGUACAGAAAGCGCCACAAUUUCCCAUCAAAUAUAAGCUUUUCAGAUCAUCGACAUGACGAAACAAGUGGUCACGACGUCUUCAGAAGACGACAUCCGACUUUUGGCGACACGAAUCCACUUCGCCUGCCUGCUCUUCGACCACAUCGCCGAAGAAUACAUCGAAAUCGUCCACCAGCAGCCGAUCAUCGGCAACCUUCUGAUCCUUGUCGGCGCCGUCGAGGAGAAAUUCGAGACGAGCUACUUCCAAAUGACGCUCCUCCCACCGAUCGUCCUCUGGUUCGACCUCUACGAGAAGAACCGAAGGGCCAGGGAUCGUCGCCGCUAUCUCGGCCAAAGAACCGGAUCAAGCCUCGAAUGGUUCUACAUGGGCGACGAGGAACGUCUCAUCGGGUCGGCGAGGCCCAGGAAAUGGAUCCAGUACCCGACUCAGUCGCAGAAACUCAUCAACAACGCCUUCUUCGCCGGAAAACCCAGUGUCAGCUUCAAGAUGAACGGGUUAGUGGAGCGAGAAACGGAAAUGCUUUUCCUUGUCUAGAAACAAAGUUCGAUGGAAGCUCCAGUUUUCUUUUUAACAUAGUCCAAAAUUAACUUUGAAUAGUUUUUUCGUGUUAUUACCAGAAAUAAGGACAUUUUUUGAAAAUUAUGAUGAACGGGUUAGUGGAGCGAGAAACGGAAAUAGUCUUGAGAAAAAUUCAACAGAACCUUCUUAUUUUUUUCUUUAAAUCCAGUCCAGAGUGUAACUGUUCGAAUACACUGUAAGUGAUUUUUUUCAUGACCAGAGAAUAUUUUUUUGAAAAUUUCUAAAUCUUGAGGGCAAAGGGAAGGUCUUUUGAAUGACAAAAAUAUUUAUUUGAGGUCUUACUUAAAAAUAUACGUCAAAAAAAUCUAGAACAAAUGGUAAAAAUUCUCAAUCAGAGAUACUUGAAUUUCUUGUUGGAGGCGUCAAAGAAGCCUAGAUUAUUAAAAAAUGUUCAUAGCUUUUUUUAAUAAUCAUUUUUUUGGUUAGGCGAAACGGCUGUCUUUAAAAAACUUCAGAUAGGCUGAAUUUUUCAUUUUCGUAAGAAAAUUAUUGCGUUGAAAGAUAGUCAGAAUUGAAAAUUGUUGUAGGAAAAAUGGGUUUUUCCCAAAAUUCCUUGGAAAUGUUGAUAAAACCGUCUUUUUUCUCACCUCUUUCCAGACUAUAUUUCAGACGUCACAACCGACGCGAGAAGGAAAUCGAAAUCGACUUCGCCACGAUGCGCUUCUACGAUCCUUCGUCGUCGUCCAUGUCCGACCACUCCAGAAACGGCGUUCGGGCUCAACUUCCCGACAGCGACACGGACAACGAUCUCGGCGCCGUCAUGGAGCUGGUUCGUUUGAAUAUUCGAAUAUUGUCUUAACUAGGGUACCUAGAAAAUGGGAUACACAUAUGGUUCCGUCAGAUCAAUCUUUUUGAAACUCGAAAAAGCUACGUUUUUUUUCUACAGAAUGUAAUACCCCCACAAAUAACAGUCUUUCCAACCCCAAAAAAAGGUUUCAGGAAAGAUUCAACCUUUCAUAAAAUGAAUUUGAGGUCAAAAAAAGAUCUUUUUUUGGUAUCUUUUUCUGACGGAGCUGUGAAUAGACAGAGAGUUUUCAAGAAGAAUGAUUAGAAUAAAUUUUUAGAUUUAAACAAGCCCUCUACGAACAAAUUUAUAAAUAUGAGGGAAAAAAAUCUCGUUUCUCCACAGUUUCUAACAGUAAUCACUUUCAGGAAAAAGCUCCGGCCUGGUCACCAGCGGAAAACGCCCGACUCUUGCAGCUGAUGGUGAAAAUCCUGAACAAAGGGCGUGAUUCAUCACGUCGCCGCCCAUUCUCUUCUCUCUUUCAUCGCUCGUCUCACGAGACACGUCGAAAAUGCUCACAAUUUCAUGAAGGUCAUUUUUUGAGCCUAGAAGGGUUUUCUGAAGGAUUAUCGAAAAAUCAACAGUUCUUCAUUUUUUGAAACUUUUCCUAGACAAUGAUAGGGUCAAUACAAAAAAUAAGGUGACGAAAACGAGAUGGUUACAAAUAAAAAGUGGUCCCUAGAGAGCAAGAGAUUUUUCCCAAACUUUUUUAUGACCAGAAUUAUCCUAAAAUAUCUUAUUUAAAUAUUCUCGGAUGUAGAAAACAUACAUAUUCACCAAUUUUCACUUGUUCGAAUUUCUCCCUCAGAUUUCACACUUCUUAAAAAGUUUUUUUAUACAUUUUUUUCAGGUUAAUAAUCGCCUCAUACGGAAAAAAAUGAACUGAUUCUGUGUCACAUAACGUGUACUUAAUUUCCCAGCCUUUUUUUUCCAAAUAAUGCAUUUUUUUAUAAAUCAGAAAAUACCUGUCUAUGGAAUAGAAUAUAAAUUAAAGAACUCAAAAAGUUUUGACCAAAAAAAGAUUUCUUCACGAUUUAGACAGCAUUUUUCAAUUAAAAAACAUUCAAGUAUACUUUUUUUCAGAUUGGUGGUCUGGCCGCACUGGUUCAGCUGAAGUCUUCUUCCUCGACUUCUACGAAAACUUUGACGUCGAUGAUCAUUCGGAACUGUAUUGAAGACGAUGCCAUGCAGGCUCAGGUGAAAAAAAAAGUAAAAAGAAAACUAAAACAAGGUACCUUCAGAUGUUCGAAAAGUGCAUCCGAUCUGCUUCCUGCACCGCAAACUCUAACUACGGCGAGUUCACUUGGCUCACCACGAACCGGCCCAAAGAGUGGCACGAGACGCUGAGCAAGCUCGCCCCGGUCGCCGCGAGAAAUCCCGAAGUUUUCGCCGAAGUGAUGGAUCGCGUCGUCAAACUCGACAGCGGAAACAUGACCCUGAUCCCGGCCAAGUCCUCCACGGCCCCUGCGAGCAACGAUCGCGUCGUCGAGGUCGUCAACCUGCUCCUGAACGAGACGCUCAACGGAGAAUGGUCCACCGAGACGGCCAACCAGAAGAGAAUGCUCUCCAGAGCCGCCAUGCUCUCCUUGCUCUCCGAACUCGUCAAGUCCUACCCCGGGGUCGCUCUGAUCGUCUGCGAGGCCAAGACGUCCUCCGGACAGACCUUCGUCUACUCCUUGCUCGACUCCUACGUCGACUCGGACACGGAGAGGGUACUGAUUGUUUUUUAUCUUGAGAAUAGUUCCUUCGAACUGAUAUAACUUACAAAAAUGACGGAAAGAUUAGUAUAUUGCUUGAGGAAAUUUGCUUUUUCGAUGUAGUAUAUGCAUACGGCGUUCUGAAUUCUAAGAGGGUCUAAAAACAUCGUUUUUCUUAAAAAGAUUUUUUUUUCUGUGAAGGUGAAACUCUAG
Caenorhabditis auriculariae is the source of this 18915-nucleotide messenger RNA. Lineage: Eukaryota; Metazoa; Nematoda; Chromadorea; Rhabditida; Rhabditidae. The record is from the annotation of a GenBank genome assembly.